AUCCUUCUCACCCGCUAGGGGAACCGGAUCCUCGCAGCCGCCAUUUCGCUAUCGCCUGGGCCUCGCCGCCGCUGCCGUCUUCGCGAUGCUGUCCAACGCGCAGCUCUUGGAUGAGCUAAUGGGGCGAGACAGAAACCUCGCCCCCAACGAGAAGCGCUGCGAUGUCCACUGGGACGACGAGAGGGUUUGCAAGCACUAUCUGGUUGAGUACUGCCCAGCAGAGCUCUUCGUGAACACUCGAGCUGAUUUAGGUCCAUGUGACAAAAUCCAUGAUGAGAAUCUAAAAAAAUUGUACGAGAAGAGCUCUCGCUUCAUGCGCAUGGGCUAUGAGCAGGACUUCCUGCGCUACCUGCAAAGCAUCAUGGCCGACGUGGAGCGCCGCAUACGAAGGGGUCACGCGCGGCUGGCACUUGCGCAGACCGGGGGGCCGAUGGUUAGCAAUCCCGGAGGAGCCUCCAUGACCAAGAAUGACGAGAAGAUCAAAGUCCUGACGGAGCGCAUUGAGGAGCUGCUGGACGACAUAGAGCAGAUGGGCUGUGAGGGACGCGUGGAGGAGGCCCAGGGCAUGAUGAAACUUGUGGAGCAAAUCAAGGAUGAGCGUGACCAACUACGUGCCACCGCCUCUACGAUCGAGACAUUUGCGGCGCAGGAGAAGCAGAUGGAGGUGUGCGAGGUGUGCGGCGCAUUCCUCAUCGUGGGCGACCCACAGUCGCGUAUCGACGACCACCUCAUGGGCAAGCAACACAUGGGCUAUGCCAAGAUCAAAAGCACUAUCGAGGAGAUGCGGGAGAAGCUCCGCAAGAAGUAUGAAGAGCCAGAGAAGGAGCGCGAGGAGAAGCUGAAAAAGGAGCGUGAGGAGCGCGAGAAAGAGCGUGAGAAGGAACGCGAGAAGGAGCGCGAGAAGGAGCGCGAGGAGAAGGAGAAGCGGGAGAAGGAACGUGAGGAGAGGGAGAAGCGGAGGCGCGAGGAGGAGGAGAAGAAGGAGAAGGAGCGUGAGAAGGAGCGCGAGAGGGACAAGGACCGGCGGCGGCGGAGUCGGUCGCGGGGCCGCCGCAGCCGCUCGCGUGACAAGCGAUCUGCACGCUCCGGGGAAAAUCGGCGUUCACGCAGCCGCGACCGCGACCGCCGGCGCAGCAGGAGCAAGGACCGGCGGAGCAGCCGCAAUGAUGACAAGAAGCGCUCGCGUAGCCGUGACCGCAAGCGGCGCUCGCGUAGCCGGGAACGGUCAUCGCGCGACGUCGACUUGCGCAGCAAGGACAAGGAUCGCGAGCACAGCAGCAGGGAAAAAGAUCACGAGCGCAGCAGGGACAAGGAGCGCAGCAGCAAGGACAAGGAGCGCAGCAGCAGGGACAAGGAGCGCAGCAGCAGGGACAAGGAGCGCAGCAGCAGGGACAAGGAGCGCAGCAGCAGGGACAAGGAGCGCAGCAGCAGGGACAAGGAGCGCAGCAGCAGGGAAGAAGAUCACGGGAGCAAGGACAAGGAUCGUGAUCGCAGCAGCAGGGAGGAGGAACACGAGCACAGUAGGGAGCGAGGCAGUGGCAGCGAGAGGGGCAAGGAUGGCAGCAGUAAGGAGCACAGUAGUAAGGAGGGCAGUGUCAAGGAGGAGAGUGCCAGCAUGAAGGAAGGCGGUGGCGGCAGCAGCAUCAAAGAGGAGGAGAGCAAAGAGAGCGAGCCGGAGCAACAGAAGGGGAGUGAGAACCUGCUGACAGAAGAACCCACGGAGAAAGAAAAGGAGGAGAGCUCCAAGGAUAAAGAGACGGAGAGCUCUGGGGGGGAGCUCAGGGACGCGGGCAAGAAGAGGCCCCACAGCGAGAGUGCCGGUGUGCCAAGCAACAGCGACGUUCCGUCCGACGCCAAGAGAGUGUGUGUUAACGGGAGUGAGGAGGAGACGGAGGCCGCCCCUGAAGGUGACACUCACCCCAAUUAGACAGUGGUCUGAGUAGCUCUCCCAGACCGCCGGCAGGCGCACGGAGUGGAAGACUCGCCCGACCACAGCUCGACGCUUAGAAGAUUGCCUCCUUCCCCCAUCAAGCCUCUGCCCACCGGUUACGAGGUGACCACAGAUAGCCAACCAGUCGUCGUUGAGUGUAUUUGGCGGACGGUGCAUAUCGGGUCUGAUGAAUUAGACAUGCCAGUAAUGCUCUAAAACCGUCUACCACAACAACCUAUCACCAUAUAACGUCCAUUUCACCCCCACUCGCCUCGGUGCAUACGCUUGAAGUUUUGGGGCUAAACUGGGUUUGAGUUUAUAGAUGCAGCAGUGAAUUGUUAUGACUUUUGUUAAUUUUUAAAGCCUUUUUAAUUUCUAUUACCAAUAUUGCAAUUCACUGAUUGUAAUGCAGGAGCCUGUAGACCUGGUCCUCCCACAAUUAGGGGCUUGCUGAACAGUGCUGCUGUUCACUAGCGUAGGCCUCUUGGUGCCGUUCAAAGUCUCGCCAACCGAGGCUGUCGAAGGGCACCCUCGUGGAAUCUGGUGUUUGUCGAUUCAGCAUAGAAUCUGGUGUUUGUUGAUUUGUUAUUUUUUGUUUUGUUUUAAUAUGUAUCAUCCACGAUGUGAAUAAAUACCGUUUGCAAAAAAUAUAA
Molecule: messenger RNA, 2583 nt
Organism: Lethenteron reissneri (Far Eastern brook lamprey)
Lineage: Eukaryota; Metazoa; Chordata; Hyperoartia; Petromyzontiformes; Petromyzontidae
Gene: LUC7L3
Product: LUC7 like 3 pre-mRNA splicing factor
Biological process (GO): mRNA splice site recognition
Cellular component (GO): U1 snRNP
Molecular function (GO): mRNA binding
Source: RefSeq, a predicted model, not a curated record